AUGAUUGGCGUGUUCAUGCGUUUUCUCUGGUCCUUGGCCAUGAUGCAGUGUAUCCAGGCUAGAGUUGCGAUGCGACCUCUUUUCUACGGGCAGGACAGUGCUAUUAUAGUGGACAUCAACAGAAAAUUUCCACCCAGGUUGGACUCCAAGCUACAAAACGCCCUGUACUACAACAUGCCGGUUUACAAGCUGAUUAGACCCAAUUUACCCACGACAACGACAACCACAACCACAGCUGCUCCAAGUUCGGACUAUCCCGCUGAUCUUGUGGAUAUAGCACACAAAAAGUUGGGCCUGAAAAGCCUGCCGAGCAUUGAGGAGCUGGGCGAAAUGAUUGGCACUGAUAAUGUCAGGGAAACCAUCGACUAUGUACGCACCCUGGCCGGUACUGAUGAGGGUCUAGCGCUGAUGAAGCAAUAUCUGGACACUUUGAACUUCGAGCAGGUGGAGGAGAAUGUGGCGGAGGCGACGGAGAAGGCUGACGACGACGACGACGAUGAAAACACCAUGGACAAUGCCAGUUAUUACGAUAUGCCCCAGGAAAAGCCUACCACCAUAGCGCCCACCCCUGAGCUAACCCUUAUGCAGCGCCUCGGUGACUUUAUGGAUCAGUAUAUUCCGUGGUCAGGUCAGGUCACCACUUCUGCGACUCCUCCGGUCACGGCUCAGCCAUCUGGGUCGUUCCAGCCCGUCUUUGUGGCUCCUCCUGCGAGCAUGAAACCCUUGCGUCCUAUCCUGGUCAGGCAACCGCUUCCGUAUCACUACCCCAUUCCCCUGCCACCUGUGGCGUUGCCCACCAUUAAGCCGAUUCAAAUGCCCAGCAGCAGCACACCAGCACCCAAACCGCACCUCAACACUCCCAGGCUGCCGGAGGAUGCGGAGUUCAAAUACUCUGUCUUGCCUCCGCACAUCCAGCAGCUCGCCAAGGUGGCCAAUAUUCCGCCCCAGGUCGUUGAAAGCUUCCUGGAGCGGCAGCCGAAACUGGCGCAACUGGCCAAGCGGCUGAGUAACCUGGCACUCAGCCCAGAACAAACCGAGGCCAUGAACUCCCAAGUGCUGAAGGCCGUCCAGAACGCCCUGACCAAGAACGACGAUCUUCAGCGGCUCAUCGAGGCGUCCCAGGCACUUAAGUAGCCCAAAUAUGUAACUAGUCCUAACACCAUUUCAAAGAAAAUAAAU
This is a messenger RNA of Drosophila subpulchrella, 1179 nucleotides long. RefSeq lists its product as uncharacterized. The coding region runs from base 1 to 1134 and encodes 377 amino acids. The transcript has a single exon. The record is from RefSeq and is a predicted model, not a curated record. NCBI's taxonomy places the organism in Eukaryota, Metazoa, Arthropoda, Insecta, Diptera, Drosophilidae.